Molecule: messenger RNA, 1658 nt
Organism: Camelina sativa (false flax)
Lineage: Eukaryota; Viridiplantae; Streptophyta; Magnoliopsida; Brassicales; Brassicaceae
Product: heat stress transcription factor A-6b
Biological process (GO): cellular response to heat; regulation of transcription by RNA polymerase II
Cellular component (GO): nucleus
Molecular function (GO): RNA polymerase II cis-regulatory region sequence-specific DNA binding; DNA-binding transcription factor activity
Source: RefSeq, a predicted model, not a curated record
UUUGCUUCCUUGUCUCUCCCUCUGUCUCCCUCCCUCUCUCACCUCUCCUAUCUUCUCCAUAUAUACUUCAUCUUCACACCCCAAAACUCCAAACACAAUCUCUCUAUCCCUCCCUCUCUGCAAAUUUUCCAAAGUUGCAUCCUCUUUUCAAUAUAUUUACAUCUCUCCAAUCCAAUUCACAUUUUCUUCUAUUGCAAGCUAAUAAAAAAUUAAACCCACAUCAAAAGAUCUAAACAUUGUUUGAUUUGAACCAUACCAUAUUACCAUGGAUCCUUCAUUUAGAUUCAUUAAAGAGGAGUUUCCUACUGGAUUUAGUGAUUCUCCAUCACCUCCAUCUUCUUCUUCUUCCUCUUACUUAUAUUCAUCCUCCAUGGCUGAAGCAACCCCAUAUGAUCCAACAACAUUGAGCUAUCCACAACCAAUAGAAGGUCUCCAUGAAUCAGGGCCACCUCCAUUUCUGACAAAGACAUAUGACUUGGUUGAAGAUUCAAGAACCAAUCAUGUUGUGUCUUGGAGCAAAUCCAAUAACAGUUUCAUUGUCUGGGAUCCACAAGCCUUUUCCGUCACUCUCCUCCCAAGAUUCUUCAAACACAAUAACUUCUCUAGCUUUGUCCGCCAGCUCAACACUUAUGGUUUCAGAAAGGUGAAUCCGGAUCGAUGGGAGUUUGCAAAUGAAGGGUUUCUUAGAGGGCAAAAGCAUCUCCUCAAGAACAUAAGGAGAAGGAAAACAAGUAACAAUAGUAAUCAGCUGCAACAACCUCAAGGUUCUGAGCAACAAUCUCUAGACAACUGUUGCAUAGAAGUCGGUAGGUAUGGUCUAGAUGGAGAGAUGGAUAGCCUAAAGCGAGACAAACAAGUUCUAAUGAUGGAGCUAGUGAGACUGAGACAGCAACAGCAAAGCACCAAGAUGUAUCUCACAACGAUUGAAGAGAAGCUCAAGAAGACGGAAUCAAAACAGCAACAAAUGAUGAGUUUCCUCGCCCGCGCAAUGCAAAAUCCGGAUUUUAUUCAGCAGCUUGUCGAGCAGAAGGAGAAGAGGAAGGAGAUCGAAGAGGCGAUCAGCAAGAAGAGACAAAGACCAAUCGAUCAAGGGAAAAGAAAUGUGGUUAAUGUGGGAGAUUAUGAUGAUGAAAGUGGUUAUGGUUACAAUGCUGCAGCCUCAACCUCGGCGUUUGUUGAUAUGAAUCAAGAAACAUAUGGAAACAUGUCUCAACUCGAGAUGUCGGAGUUGGACACACUUGCUAUGCACAUUCAAGGACUUGCAGAUCAUUCCACUAGGGAAGAAUUCUUGAAUGUGGGAAAAGGAAAUGAAGAGGAAGACGAAGAUCAACAACGAGGGUACCAAAAGGAGAAAAUGGAGAUUUAUGGUGAAGGCUUUUGGGAAGAUUUGUUAAAUGAAGGUCAAAAUUUUGAUUUUGAAGGAGAUCAAGAAAAUGUUGAUGUGUUAAUUGAGCAACUUGGUUAUUUGGGUUCUAACUCACACAUUAGUUAAGAAGAAACUGAAUGAAGACUACUUGAUUCCUAUUAGUAAUUCGGUUUUGUUUCAAUUAAGUGAGUCUACGACUAACUAAUUGAGUUUGGGGGCUAAAUCCUUUUCAGCUUGUUUCAUUUAACUUAUUUUUUGGUAAUAAAAUUGUUUUUUAUUUUAAUAUAAUAAU